This is a messenger RNA of Spirodela intermedia, 1280 nucleotides long. Lineage: Eukaryota; Viridiplantae; Streptophyta; Magnoliopsida; Alismatales; Araceae. The record is from the annotation of a GenBank genome assembly.
AUGGAUCCGGAGGUGGAGGGACCCGGCUGGUCCUGCUACUACGCGAUCCUUGGCGUUCGCAGAAACGCCUCUGCUUCGGAGAUUCGGUCUGCGUACAUGAAGCUGGCCAGGGUAAGGAGCGGCUCGUCUGUUUGUUCUCUGCCUUCUGCGAUUCGGGAUCGGUAGAUCGUUCGUCUCUGAAUUUUGGUUUCGGUCGGCCGCAGAAAUGGCAUCCAGACAGGUGGGCGAAGGACCCGUCGGUGGCCGGAGAGGCCAACCAGCGUUUCCAGCGGAUUCAGGAGGCGUACUCUGGUACGUAUGUCGAUCUUUGUCCUUCCUCUUCCCUCGGGGGGUCUUGGUCGGUUGACGAGAAGUGAAAUAGCCGUGCGUUGGUUUGUGUUCCCUGGUGCAGUGCUGUCAGAUAAUGGGAAGCGGUCCCUGUACGACAUUGGUCUUUACGAUCCCUUCGAGGAAGAAGAAGAGGUCGGUGUCUCCUCCUGUCGCCUUUCUACUCUCUCUGAUUUUCGAUGCAUUCGAUCGUCUUGGAUGAUCUGCAGUGGUUUUAUUUUCUAAGCAUCGAUCUAAUCAUUUCUUUCAUCAGCUCGGGCUUUUUUUUUCCAAAAAAACUUCCGGAUCGACAUGGUUACGAAAAUUUUCAUUCCUGAGAUAUACAAGACAUUGUGCAUGAAAAUCAUUGUAAAAAAUAGUUCUGGCGACACCAGGAGACUUGGAAAAUAUGAGAUACGAUCAGUGGCAACAAAAGAUUAGACGGGUCAAUGGGUUGCCGUCUUAAACUGGCUCUAUUUUCCUCAAGAUCUUGUGCAGCAGAGUGCCCUGCUCUCUGUGACGUGCAUGUCGUUGAGACGGCGCUCGACGACCUUGGCUUUUUCUCUCGUCCCUGCUCCUUGUCGAACUAGCAAUGGGCAGACUGCGUUCAAGUCCUUGAUAGAUCUCCAUCAUGUUCCCAUCAUCUGGGCUGAUGUUGUUGGGCUGCAAAAUUCUCGCAGGGUUUUUCCGACUUUGUGCAGGAGAUGAUGACGAUGAUGGACAAGGUGCGGCCGGAGGUACGUAUCGCCGCCGUUCACCUGUGGAUCCGAUCCCUCGGCGGCGGCCUUCCAGAUGCCGCGAGAACUGAACGCCCUUCUUGCUUGUUGCAGAAGGAGGACACCUUCGAGGAUCUGCAGAGGAUGUUCGCGGAGAUCGUGGACGGGGACGGCGCCGCCACCUUCGCCGCUCAGGGACGAGAGGCGCGCACCGGCGUGCGCCUACACGAGCUCCCGAGCCGCCAGCGCACGAGGUAG